Leptopilina heterotoma is the source of this 1449-nucleotide messenger RNA. RefSeq lists its product as uncharacterized. The coding region runs from base 257 to 1030 and encodes 257 amino acids. The transcript is spliced from 4 exons. Lineage: Eukaryota; Metazoa; Arthropoda; Insecta; Hymenoptera; Figitidae. The record is from RefSeq and is a predicted model, not a curated record.
UAAUUCGUUUGGAUCCACUACUAAGAAGAAGGACACAGAGAUUUGAAGCUGCAAGUGGUAUUCCGGAAAAUGAUAAUACACCUUUCAGGUGUAUUUUAAGCAACCUCAGUGGACGAUUAGUCCGAAUCUUAUUUUGGGCUCCCAGGAAACAGGAGUAUGAGGGAGCUGUUUUAAAACAAAUCGUCAGAAUUUCAAGGCCACAGGUCCUGCUUUCAAAUCCGUUGUACAUUUAAGCAGAAAUAAAGAAAACAAUUUAAUGGACAUCGAGAUUUCAAUUCAAAAACAUACAACAAUCGAGUUAUUGGGGUCAGUAAUUAUUGAAGAUGAGGAACUUGUCUACGAAGGAAUAACUUUUGUGGAUAUUGCCAAUUCUCUAGGAAAACUGGUUGCAAUCGAUGGGUAUGUUCGAACACCUAUUGAAAAAAUAGUUUCGAAUAAUUCGACCUACGGAAGUGGUGCAAUUACCGAUUCAUACUACCGUCUUCCCAUUCAUGUUCCAACAUUUGAUACCGAUGAGCCGAUACCAGCUGGAGCUUCAGUGAAAGUGCAAGGGCGACUCAGGAGCAACGAUUUUAAUACGAUCAUUUUGCAAGUUCCGAACAGAGAGAACAUAAAAGUAAUAAAUGUAAAGGGAUUAUCUUUGUAUGCCAUUCGGUUCGGCUACCACAAAAUUUUAUUAAAGGAAAAGGACAAUAUUAGUAUAAACAACAACAACAAACCUGAAGCCAUUCCUCCUCCUUUGGCCACUUGCAAUGGAGAAAGUUCCAAAACUGGCGAAAAAAAAUUAUCUCCUGCUGAAAAAUCAUCCUUAAAUUCGAACCGGCGAAAAUAUUCAGAUGUGGUUAAAAACACGAUUAUCUCGAAGAUUUCAAGAAUGGACGAUGACAGUAACAAAGCGCAGAGUCAGGAUCAGAAAAAGAAUACUUCAGACGAAAGCAACAUAACCUUUAAAGUGCUAUGCCGGUCUGGCAGACCGCUAUUAAAAUUUUCUUUGCUUGUAACUUUUUUUCAAAGUAUAAUAAGAACUUAAACUUUUUAGUAGCUUCAUAUUUUAUGAAAAUCUGUUAGGAGACAACUUUUUCAAAAAUUUUUAUUAUUUAAAUUUUGUAAUAUAAAUAAAUAUUUAAAGUAUAGCGGUCUGUGAGACCGGGUUAGCUUUAAGUGAAAGUAUAUUCCAGUAUAUUCCCAUGAGUUACGUCUGCGCAACUUGACGCGCAGCUAGUUCUACUGACAGUUCUCAUAGACUGCAUUUAUAAAAUAAAUAAAAUAAAUAAAUGCAUAAUACAGAAAUGACUUUUUUUGUUAAAAAGUAAAAAAUAUUUAUAAUAGUUGUCUUUUAAAAAUUAUAAAUGACUAAAAAACUGUCAAAAGGGAAUAGCGGUCUGACAGACCGGGGUUAGCACUGAGCGUGAUUUUUCAACACUUAGCACUUUAAAGGAUAAAUUUCGA